AGUAAAGUCAAGUCAGCCCUUCAGAGGUUCAGAAUCACGUAGAGAACCGUGGAACAAAUUGUCCGAGUCGUGGCUACUCUUUUUUUUUUUUUGGGGGGAGAAAAAAACAACAACCUAGGGACAAAAGGACAUCGUCUCCGUGCUUCUCGACAAGGCUCCUUACCAGUCUACCGACCCCCACCCUUUCUGGCCAACAAUCCGACCCCACCACCAGGCCUCAGUUACCCCUUUCCAGCUGGAGGAGGACCCUCCACCACCUCUACCAGUCCAGCCAGGCUGGUCAGUCCACAGCGGUCAGCGGGGGAGUAUCAGGCCAGCAGCCAAGCUGGAGGGAGCCGGAGGAGGGGAGCUGGAGCCGCAGCAGAGGCCCUCAGGGGCCGAGGGCCCGGGCUUCAUGUUGAGGUAUAGAGGCUGUGGUACCGCUGCUACAGAUGCUGAUGGCACCACUACGGAGCAGAUGGAUCCGAGAGAGCAGCAGGAGGAGGAUGAUGUCAUCUCAGACGGACACACGCACAACGGGGUAACUCUGAGGAGACCCAAUGCGCUGGAGUUGCAGAAAGUGACUGAUGGAGAGGAGGAGGAGGAGAGAGAUGGAGGGAUGGACUCUACCUCUGCAGGGGAGGAGGACUUGAAGACUUCAGACGAGGGCUUCAUGGGCAUGACGCCUCUACUACAAGCCCACCACGCCAUGGAGAAGAUGGAGGAGUUUGUUCACAAGGUGUGGGAAGGCCGGUGGCGAGUCAUUCCUCAUGACGUGCUGCCUGAGUGGCUGAAGGAUAACGAGUAUCUCCGCCACGGGCACCGGCCGCCCAUGCCCUCCUUCAGGGCCUGCUUCAAGAGCAUCUUCAGGAUCCACACUGAGACUGGCAACAUCUGGACUCACCUGCUGGGCUGUCUGUUCUUCCUGUGCCUGGGCAUCAUGUAUAUGUUUCGUUCCAACAUGUACUUUGCUGCCCCGUUCCAGGAGAAGAUAGUGAUCGGUAUCUUCUUCAUCGGGGCCAUCCUGUGUCUGUCCUUCUCCUGGCUCUUCCACACCGUUUACUGCCACUCUGAGGGCGUCUCUCGUGUCUUCUCCAAACUGGACUACUCUGGCAUAGCCUUCCUGAUCAUGGGCUCCUUUGUUCCGUGGCUCUACUACUCGUUCUACUGCUCUCCCAACCCCAGGUUAAUCUACCUGGUAGUAGUCUGUAUACUAGGAGUGUCUGCCAUCAUCGUCUCACAGUGUGACUUCUUCGCUAAGCCACAGUACCGCGGCGUCAGAGCAGGAGUGUUUGUAGGUCUGGGUCUGAGCGGUGUGGUCCCCACCCUGCACUUUGUCAUCACUGAGGGCUUGCUGAGAGCCACUACUAUGGGUCAGAUGGGCUGGCUCCUGGCUACGCUCUACAUCUCUGGAGCCUGUAUCUACGCAGCCCGCAUCCCAGAGAGGUUCUUCCCGGAAUGUGACAUCUGGUUCCACUCUCAUCAGUUGUUCCACGUCCUGGUGGUGGCAGGAGCAUUCGUCCAUUUCCACGGCGUGUCCAACCUGCAGGCCUUCCGCUACGCUGCCGGGGCGGGCUGUGAGGAGGACAAUGCCCUGUGAAGAUCCUGCACGUCGUCACGUCAACACACCACCAGGGGGAGACACAUGCAUAUAUAUACACACAUACGCAUAACAGACAGGGGAGACUGAUGGAGGCUCACACACACAACAGACACACAUAACAGACAGGGGAGA
This is a messenger RNA of Oncorhynchus tshawytscha (Chinook salmon), 1714 nucleotides long. Its product is annotated as adiponectin receptor protein 2-like. Gene Ontology annotation, biological process: adiponectin-activated signaling pathway. Gene Ontology annotation, cellular component: plasma membrane. The record is from RefSeq and is a predicted model, not a curated record. NCBI's taxonomy places the organism in Eukaryota, Metazoa, Chordata, Actinopteri, Salmoniformes, Salmonidae. Gene Ontology annotation, molecular function: signaling receptor activity.